CUUGUUUAUGGCGCAACCAACGUUUUGGUGCAUACCGCCACCUGCUGUACCGGAAUGUAGAUGCGCUGUGCACAUUUGCAAGGGACCCGGUAGUGAUAAGCUUCCAUCAUACAAAACACACAAAGAAAUGGAUAUGAGGACGCUUUCACGUUGAGGCCAUGGAUUUCAGGAUAAGCGUCAUAGAAGACGGAUUCAAUGGAUUUGGCUGUCAAAACUAGGAAACGUGGCUGCUUUGCGUAGGACUACUGCCAUUGAAAGAAACAGCUCACCGAAAGAGAGGGCUGACGUUUUAAUGGAAUUAGGACGCUGUUCAAUUCUGACACGGAUUCACCAAGCGUUGGCUUGUUCACCCACUAAUAGGGAACAUGAGCUGGCAUUAGACCGUGAGACAGAUCACUGCGUUGAAGGCUACGUGGGAUUCAUCAUGGUGCAGAAGUUGAAUGGCAGGUCAACUGGAGACGUGAUGAUUCCACCAGCUAAUCAACAUAAAAGACCUGCUUUGUCAUGGGCUUUAAAAAUUACUUCUGUUCCUGUGUUGGGCAAGUUCCGACCAACUGUGGGCCAAUGCUGCCAACAGUGCACUCCGGACAGUCUCUUGCACCAUCGUAAGACGUUUGGACAAAACCCCUCCCUUGGCUUCCACAACAUUCUUGAUAUCAAUGAGACUCACACUAGGUACAGAGGCUGGCUAGUGCGGAGGCUAUGUUGCCUGCUGUUUGUGAGCGGCUGCAAGGUUGAUCCAAGUCCUGUUAACAGCAGGCAGGAGAGGGUCUGUCAGAGCAACAGGGUGAGGGAGGCUCUCACAGCAGACCCUAAAACGCCUGAGGGGGGUGACAGCCAAGGGCAGCUCCAUCCGCUGUCAUCAUUCCACCCCAUGAUUAAUACCUGCAUCUCCCCGAGCCUUUUGCGAUGUGUGGGCUGGCUUAUGAUAAAGAUGUUUACCUCGGUGUUCGGCAGUAUUCAAGUGAACCUCAACCAUUUUGUGGCUUUGCACAGAGCCACUGAAGAGGGAUCGCUGCUUGUCUACAUGUACGUGCGUCAAAGCAUGGUGGACAGCGCUGUCCUCGCUCUGGUGCUCUUCUGUAAUGACCUGAGAGUCCCGUACACAAUUUGUCCAGUCCAAAUCAACAACUCCUUCCUAAGAUCGAUCCUUCAGAAAAUUGGUGUGAUCCUCUUGCCACCAUUUGCAGCGACUGAGCAUGAUGCCGAGAUGGACAGUAUAUACUCGCCUGUCAUGACCUCUCUAGUACGUGAGCUACUACACGAGGGCCAACCAUUAAGUGUUGGUGUGUCUGCAGAGUCUGGUCAAGGGGGGCAGUGGCUGGCUCGCAUCAGGCAGCUCAUCAAAGAGGGAUUUGUCCCUGAUGUCACUCUGGUCUCUGUGGGCAUCUCCUAUGACCGUGUGCCAGAGACGCGCACGCACGUUGGCUGGUUGUUGCGGUGUCUGUUGUCGCUUCUUUGGAGGAAACCAGAAGGGAUUGUUAGGAUCCAUUUGGCCCAACCUUUUUCUCUGAAGGAGAUGUAUGAAUCAGGGAGGUGCAGAGUAGUUGAAUGGCGCCCUCUACAGGACUUGCUGCUGCCUGUUAUUCUUGACAACAGGACUGACAGUGAGCUUGGUCAAAGGAAGAUGUCGUGGCUCUUGCCUUCUCAUGAUGCACCUGGACCCAAAGAGCGAACCCACCAAGAGAGAGACCUCAGCAUUGCCAUUAUUGUCCACCUCAUCUUCUCUGCAACCUCCUGCAUGGCUGUGAUGUCCACCAGUCUGCUGUCCAGUCUUUUGUUGUACAGACACCGCAAGGGUGUGAGCAUGUCAGUCCUGUGUCGUGAUGUGGCCUGGCUCACAGAGGAGCUCUUGUUCAGGAACAAAGAUGUCGGCUUUGGGGGUAGUUUAACAGAGGUGGUCCACCAUUCCCUUGCUCUGCUUGCUCCUCAUCUCAUCAUAGCCGUCAUGCCGUCCAGAAAAGACCCUUUAGUUGUGCCUCGUCCUACUCUUGCUGCCACCCUUCACCUCAACCAGCAGGCCCAGAUCGUCACACAUGCCUUUAUUUUGGAAGCUGUUGGCGCAUGUGCAGUGUCAGCUAUGCUAUACGAGGUUGCUGGCAGUGGCGUCAGCGGCAAGGUGAGAUCUGACAGCAUAGAUGGAGGGAAGGUCAAAGGUGACUUGGAGUUUGAUGUGGUGCUCCUGCAGUCCGAGCUGACUGAAAGAGCCCUUCAGCUCUGCCAUCUUCUGCCUCCGGGCUUUACACCACCCUGCCAGUCAUCUCAGAAUUUUGCUUUGGAUGCAAUUGACAGUCUGGUGAGAUGUGGCAUCUUGAUCAUGGAAGAAGUUCCAAGGGACAAUCCCAUCUGUGAUUUCUGGAAGAGAGAGGGCGCACUGACCUGGACAACCACUGACGAACCAUAUCAGAGCGAUUCUGAUUGCGAGGAGCUGGAAUUGUGUUCCUACAAGAUAAGCCAGCCGAGUCAGUGCCCUGACAUGCUUUUCUUCCUGUGUAGCAUGCUAGCUGGACAUCUGAGGACACUCUGCUGGACCACGUCGUUCCUAGACCACCUACACACACCUCUGCCAGAAGCCUGUUUUAUGACUCAGCUGCACUUACAUCUGUGUGACACAGCAAAUAAGAAGCAGCAGCACUAUGAGAGCUGCUCACAGGAGGCUGCACACACUGCAGUUAGAACACUAAUAGACCUUGGGGUCCUCAUGGAGGAACAUAAUGAAGACGGAGUCUUCCUGGGGCUCACUUCUUUGUUCCUGUUACCAGAAAACAGGCAGAAAGUGCAGCGCUUCAUCUCUCAGUACCUCUACAAUUAAUAUGUUAAGCAAGAGGAGGCGGUGACGCCACAGCCCUAAACUCCUUCGCGUCAAAGACUGUUUUGUGUUCGAAAGGCUGCACAAUGUGCCGCAGAGGCCUUUUGGGGUUAAUUGCAGUUUGAUUUUUCAGUUAUGAGACAUUGAUUUAAAGGUGUUUUUUUCUUUUGUAAUAUCAUUAGCAUAAAGCUGCAGGAGACGAAGAUUAUGAGGUUGCUGUAAUCAGCUGUGAGGGGAUGAUGAUGAUGCUGAGUGCUUUCCCCAUGUUUAUAUUGUAAUGAGGGUGCUUUUGUUUGCUACACGUUCCCAUUUCAACUCUUUUUUUUUUUUUUUUUUUUUUUUUCUGUUCAUUGUUUCACGUUAAUGGAUGCCCAUUCCGAUGAGGACCACUUCUGCUCAUUUCAUUGUUGAAUGCUAAAUUGAGUAUUUUGGUUUACAAACACAACAAGGAGUCUUAAUUUUUAAAUUGUAUUUCUUCAGCAAUUCAUAGUCAUUGCUCUUGUAAUAGCAGUCAUGGGUUGCACCUCAGGAGAUUGACCAAAACACCCAUGGCAGCAUCAACUACAGUUUGUGCAGACAAGAUGCCAAAUCCAGCGGCAGUGCAAAGCCAGCAUGAAACUCUACUGCCCCCCAGAGUUGCCCUGCAUGUACUUUCCAAUCCAGAUGCACAACUGAUACACCCACAUGAGAAAAUAGUGUUUCUGUUGAUUUGCCUGCUCGUUAAAACCGAAAAAUAAUUACCAUCUGUGAUGCUCUGCGAACAAUCACAGCUGAAAAUUAUUAGAGUGAUCACUUUCAGGUGGAAAUUUCACUAAAUUACUCAACUGUGGCAGUUGCAAAGUGUAAAUUUAUUCAACUUGAUUCAACUGCUCACAACAGAAUGAAUGACAAGGCAGGAAACUCCUACAGUAGUAUAUAGCGCCAAAAUUGCACCCCCAAAGCAUAGUCCACAAACCAUGCCCCUAACCCAAGAGCCAAGUGGGUGAGAGGCAUGCCCUCUAUUGUCCGCCACAAAACACACAUUGCACGUGUGAAAAUUAUACAUACUAUAUAUAUUUUUUGCACCGCUGCAGUCCCAUAUACAUUCUUCCAACUACUACAUGAAACCAUAUCUUCCAGUUAACGAGCUGUCUCAAUCAAGCAGGAAGCAAUCAAGGUAUUUUUUCAUUUCUUCUAGUACUUUAUUUUUGGAUGAAAAGUGCAGCUGAUAAUGUGGAUCGGUUUGGCAGACGUUCAGAUGACUGUGUUGAUGAUAGAGCCUAGCUGGUCUAUUUGGCACUCCACCACAUCUCCUUUCUGAAAGACAGAACCUGUUCAUCAGAGCAGAAAAUACUGGUACCAAUACACGAUUCAACAGCAGCAUUAGCGUUGCAAUACAAUAAUGGUAACAUUAAGUUACCAUAUAAAUCAAAACAAAUCAUUUGUAAAAGUAGACUUUUUGACACAGUGCUUGUAUUAGAUUGUUCAGGUGUAGCUAAUGUUGGGGUCUGUGAGCCCAGAUUUUGUGCAACUGUAUCUAAGGUUAGGCUAAUUGGAGACUUGGACGUGUGAAUGUGUGUGUAAAUGGUGGUUUGUCUAUAAGAGCCCUGCGAUUGGUUGCCGACCUGUCCGGGGUGUACCCCGCAUCUUGCCCAGAGUCAGCUGGGAUAGGCUCCAGCUUACUGGUGCCCCUAAUGAGGACAAGCGUUGUAGAAAAUAAAUUGCUAGAUGUUUUUCAGACACACGCCAGCUUUUACUGCAUCUUUAUCACCGUCUGUUUUACACACCUUGAGGAAGACGGGUGGCUUUCUGAACACACCAACGCCAGGAGGGGUGCCUGUCAGGAACACAUCACCCGGCGUUAACGUCACAAACCUGACAAGAGGAAGAGGAAAGAAGCAAGGUAGGACAUAUUUCAAAGACAUGUUACUGGCAUACUCAGUACCACCUAAUGACUGCAACUGUCAGAGCUCCUGCAGUUAAGUUUUCACAUGCACUUUGGUUACGAGCAAGAUGAGACCUUGCGGUGACCAAGAUGUGCAGAACACUGACAUUUCAGGAAACACAUUAACAAAAGACAAAACACAUUACAAUCGAGCAAUCACUGCUGCCCGCACUGGCGUGUGAGUGAAUGUUUGGUGGUGGUUGGAGAGGCCAUAGGUGCAUAUUGGCUGCCAGGUUUCAGUCAGCCUACCCUGGAGCAGCUGCUGCUACAGAUGUAGUUUACCACUACCAGUGUGUGGUUGAGUGAAUGAGCGCUUUGCUAUCAAAAUCUAAUCCAUUAUUAUUAUUAUUAAUCACACGUGUGAUUAGUAAUGAAAUAUACCAAAGCCCAGUUUGACAGGAAUGGAGGCCAAUAAUGGUGCAUGGAGUUGAAACGAUUAGCGUUGCACGUGUGUGUGCAUGAUGUGCUGAAUAAAGACAUGAAAUGGUUGAAAGCAAGGUGCUCAAACAUAUAUCUGCCGCGUCAGACAUAAUGAAUGUAGCAGACAUACACAUUUGUAUGUGUCCUUCAUUGCUUUGCUGCACCGUUAUUCCAUGUGGGUGUCACAUCUUAACAUUAAUUUGUCGGAAACAAUGCAUUUGUUAGUUUUCUGAAAGAUUUGUUUGUAUGCGUUUCAGUUUGUUAAAGUGUUUUGAACUUUCCAGCCACUGUAGGAAUCGUUCCUUCUCAGUCACAAUUGUAAAACUGUAAAGGCACUGUUUUUGUUUUAUGUAAAAUUCCUAACUGUCAUAGAAGUGUUUUUUUUUUUCUGGUAAAAUAUAUAAUACAAUAAAAUUUAACUACUUGCCCUUUGAAGGUACCGGACAGACAAACAGGAAGGUGUUUACAGAGCAAUGCUGUCACUCAGUGGCCUUUGUAGGUACUGCUGCACUGACUACUUGUCGACAGGCAGAACACAUACAUGUACCGUGUGUUGCUUUGACGGUUUAAGUCAUUGUAAUGAGAAGCUAACCCCUUUCCAAUGUCACAGUAAGUUCCAUGGGUUACAAGCACAACCCCUUUGCUGUAAAGAGCCAGGUAUGUUGAACUACUGAGCUUACAUUUAACUUGUAGUUUUUGAUGAUUCUGACUCUGUUGCAAUUUGCAUCGCCUGGUUGCUGUCACAUUCGGUGUUGUGGUGCGGUUGCGUCAACACUUGAGUUUGAGGGAGUCCGCCUGCACGUGGACAGAGACCCAUCUCUGGGGCGGUCUCGGUCCUCUGACCAAAUGAACCAGAACAGGAGAGAAAACGCACCACAGUUUUUUACUUUCGUUUUGUUUGACUUUCAAGGUAUAAUAUUCCUCCAAGUUUGGAUUGUAACUCCGUAUUGUACGACUUUUGGGGCAUUUGACUAUGGAACUUUCCACGUAUUUGUUUAAAAUGUUUUCUUAUUUAACUUCAUUUUU
Dunckerocampus dactyliophorus (ringed pipefish) is the source of this 6179-nucleotide messenger RNA. RefSeq names its product glycerol-3-phosphate acyltransferase 2, mitochondrial (gene gpat2). The record is from RefSeq and is a predicted model, not a curated record. NCBI's taxonomy places the organism in Eukaryota, Metazoa, Chordata, Actinopteri, Syngnathiformes, Syngnathidae. Bases 293 to 2812 code for a protein of 839 amino acids. The transcript is spliced from 23 exons. Gene Ontology annotation, cellular component: mitochondrial membrane.